AUGGUUGGAAAGAAAAUGGUCAUCCAUUCAAAGUAUGAAGGGCAUGGACUGAAGGCACAUUUUGGUAAGAUCAAGAAGCAUCUGGAUAAUAGCCCUAGGACUCCCUUCUCUGACAUAGCUGACGAUGAGAAGAUCUUUAAUGGAGGAGAUGGCACAUGGCAAAACCAGAGUCAGGAUCAAGCCUUGCUCUCGGAAAUCACAGAGGAGGAUCUGGAGGCCAUCCGUCAGCGGGAAGAGGCCAUUCAGCAGAUUGAGAGUGACAUGCUGGAUGUGAACCAGAUCAUUAAAGACCUGGCCUCCAUGGUACAUGAGCAAGGAGACACAAUAGGUAGGUAUCACUGCUGAAGUAUGUUUUUUUGU
Meleagris gallopavo (turkey) is the source of this 360-nucleotide messenger RNA. The record is from RefSeq and is a predicted model, not a curated record. Lineage: Eukaryota; Metazoa; Chordata; Aves; Galliformes; Phasianidae.